Orbilia oligospora ATCC 24927 is the source of this 1914-nucleotide messenger RNA. RefSeq lists its product as uncharacterized. The transcript has 3 exons. The record is from RefSeq and is a predicted model, not a curated record. Lineage: Eukaryota; Fungi; Ascomycota; Orbiliomycetes; Orbiliales; Orbiliaceae. The coding region runs from base 1 to 1914 and encodes 637 amino acids.
AUGGAUUUAUGGGGUGGUACUCGAGAUGUUCUUCUUCUUAGCAUCGGGGCUGGCCAGAAACCAGAUGAAUCUGUAACCGGCAACAUUAAAGAAAUUGCCGCAAGGCUCGCGCAGCUUGUCACCGAUACUGAGAAAGCAGACCGGGAGCUCCAUGCAUCACAUGGGGCGAUGAUUGACGCAGGGCUUUUCUAUCGAUUUAACGUUGGUGGAUUGGCAAGGUUUGGACUUGAAGAAUACGAGCAAUUCUCGACUAUCUUAGCCGCAACGACUACUUAUUUGGAGGAGCCAGGCAACAAUCGGGAGAUGCUGCGUCUUCUUGUCAAAGCCCAGGGCACUUUCGAAGAGUUUCUCGAACUACUCUACGAACAUGUAUACGAAUAUAAUUCUUAUCGAGAGUCAUUACCAAAUCUGUUAGAGGGCACGGCAAACUGGGCACUAAAGAGCUCGAUCGAAAGAGCUCAACGGCUAAAUGCACCUGAGGAUGGUGCUGCCGUCCGCCAUUUCUUUUUCAAAGCUGGAAAUAUGGAGCAAACGCGAUGGAAAAAUGCCGUAUGCUCAUUGCUAUACCAGUUACUAGAAAAGCAGAGGUGUCUUUGUGAUUCUAUACUGCGCAAGUUCAGGGUCAAAGGCAAGCUCAAGCGCUUGCUUGAGGAUGAUAUACUACUAUGGGCCAACACUCUUUCAAUAUAUUUAGAGGGUGAGACGCGAGGAUACUGGAACAAAGGUUUUUUUAUUAUUGAUGGGCUAGACGAAGGCGAAACAGAGGGCGUCGACCAGGGACCGGCUGCUCUUUGUUUGAAAAAAUUUCUAUCCUACAAAGAGGAACAUGAAACCGCGGGACUUAGAAUUAUGAUAACUGAGCGCCCAAAUACGAACAUUCAGAAUAGAUUCUCGUUAUCUCUACUCAUAUUGAGGGGCGAAGAUGAAUCAGCCUCACUAGCCGCAGACAGCCUUAAGAUGAUUAACCAACAGACAGAAUUAUUUGGUCGAGAGCGCCACCUAUCGCCGCUAGUUUGCGAGCUUUUAAAGAAGAGAUUAAUCGCAGAUUGCGGCUCGAGUCUUCUCUGGGUAUCAUUGGCUUUCAAGGUCCUUUUUGACUUGAAUAACUACUUGACGAACUGGCCAUUUCUCGAAAAGACACUUGAUGAAAUAUCUGGAGACCUGAAAAAGCUCUACCUCUAUGCGUUGUCCCAUAGCCCGGAUAUUUUCAUCCCCAAGACGAUUCUAUACUGCAUUUUGGCCGCCUGGCGCCCACUAACACCAACGGAAAUUAAUACCGCCUUGAAUAUCGAACCUGGGGUCAAAACGAGGUCCCAACUACAAGAAGAGCGUUUGAUUUCGCAAAUCGAGGCCGUUAUAAGGAGCCAUUGCGGCGUUUCCAUUUCCAUUGCAAACGAAAAAAUUUAUCUAAUACACGAAACAGCUAGAAGGUUCUUGCUUGAUUGGGAACCGACGCCAAAUAUAAAUUGGGAACCCGUCACGAUGACCAGAGCACAUGGUAUUUUAGCCAAGAGUAGCAUACUAUAUUUACAACUGCCUGUGGGGGACAAUUUUUUGUUCGAUCCUCCAUACUUCUCAAAGUAUUGGAUGGAUUACGACUUGGAAUCAAGGAAAGUCACUGACGAUCCUGACACAGCUUGGGAUGCAAAAUAUCAGCUUUCUAUCUGGCGGCCACUCGACGAACAAGUCAUGGCACUAUGUGAUCCCAAAAACAAUGCCUGUAUCCGGUGGAAGUCUAGGUAUGGGCGUUUCAUUGACGCUGCAACAACAGACUGCUGGAUAUCGGUUAUCAUGGGCAUUAUUCGUGUCUGCAAUAGGGCGAAAAGCCCCGAUCGGUCCCCUCUGAACCGACUUCUGAAAAAGAUCUACGAACAUCAGGCCGUAGCACUCGCAAAGCUCUGUACUAAGUAUUAG